Molecule: messenger RNA, 3089 nt
Organism: Thermothielavioides terrestris NRRL 8126
Lineage: Eukaryota; Fungi; Ascomycota; Sordariomycetes; Sordariales; Chaetomiaceae
Exons: 2
Coding region: 135-2864 (909 amino acids)
Biological process (GO): protein processing
Cellular component (GO): trans-Golgi network; Golgi membrane
Molecular function (GO): serine-type endopeptidase activity
Source: RefSeq, a predicted model, not a curated record
CGUCUCGGAGCGAUUGUCCUCGCCCGGCUCUCAUAUGCCCGCCGCCGCUAUCCGCCGUCCCGGUCCCCGACAACGAUAACACCCGCGCCGGGUCCAUCCAGGAGGGUCCGCGCCCUCGACGCUGCGUCGACAGCAUGAAGAUACCGACAGCCGCGGCGCUCCUGGGUCUUGCAGCCUCCGCAGCAGCCUCUGGCGUGCUCCCUCGGCGUUGGGAUGUGAACGACUACUACGUGCUCCGUCUCGAUGCGAACACGUCACCCCACGAGGUCGCCCGGAGCCUGGGGCUCUCCCACGAAGGACCGUUGGGGGAGCUGAAAGGCCACCACGUCUUCGUUGCCAAAAAGUCAGAACACGACGUUGUCAAGCGGGCGUUGGCCGAGAGACGGAGGAGGCGAUCGCUCGGCGAAAGGCACGUCCUGGACGGCGUGCUCUUCUCCGAAAAACAGGUCUUGCGGCGGCCAUGGGCAAAGCGCGUCAUCCCCCAACGCCGUGGCCCCGUCCCGCUGUCCGACGCCGCCAGGGCCCAGGGCCGUCCGGUGCAAUCCGCCGUCCAGGCGCAGGCAGAGGUUGCCCGCGCGCUGCAGAUCACCGACCCCAUCUUCCACGAGCAGUGGCACUUGUUCAACACGAUCCAGCUCGGCCACGACGUGAAUGUCACGGGCGUGUGGCUACAAGGGAUUACCGGCAAGAACGCCACCGUCGCCAUUGUGGACGACGGUCUGGACAUGUACAGCGAUGACCUUAAACCGAACUACUACGCCGCCGGGUCCUACGACUUUAACGACAAGACCGCCGAGCCGAGGCCUCGCUUGUCCGAUGACAAGCACGGCACCCGCUGCGCCGGCGAGGUCUCGGCUGCGAAGAACAAUGUCUGCGGCGUGGGCGUGGCAUACGACUCCAAGAUCGCCGGCCUGCGCAUCUUGUCCAAGCUGAUCUCGGAUGCCGAUGAGGCCGUGGCUAUGAACUACGACUUCCAGCACAACCAGAUCUACUCGUGUUCCUGGGGCCCGCCCGACGACGGUCGGAGCAUGGACGCCCCAGGCAUCCUCAUCCGCGCCGCCAUGCUGAAUGGCGUGCAGAACGGUCGGCAGGGCCUUGGCUCUAUCUACGUCUUCGCCAGCGGCAACGGCGCCCAGGCCGAGGACAAUUGCAACUUUGACGGCUACACCAACAGCAUUUACAGCAUCACGGUUGGCGCCAUCGACAGGACGGGUCAGCAUCCGUACUACUCCGAGAAGUGCUCCGCCGGCUUGGUCGUGACCUACUCGAGCGGCAGCGGCGACGCCAUCCACACGACCGACGUUGGUCAGAAUGCCUGCUACAACGGCCACGGCGGCACCUCGGCGGCGGCGCCGCUGGCAGCCGGCAUCUUCGCCCUAGUCCUGCAGGUCCGCCCAGAUCUGUCGUGGCGAGACAUGCAGUACCUCGCCAUGGACACUGCGAUCCCCAUCAACCUCGAGUCGGGCGACUGGCAGGACACUGCGAUCGGCAAGAAGUUCAGCCAUACCUUCGGCUACGGCAAGCUGGACAGCUACGCCAUCGUCGAGGCCGCCAAGACGUGGAAGAACGUGAAGCCGCAGGCCUGGUUCUACUCUCCCUGGAUCCAUGUCAACCAGGACAUUCCCCAGGGCGACAAGGGCGUUGCCGUGCCCUUCGAAGUGACCGAGGAGAUGCUCAAGGAGGCCAACCUGGAGCGGCUGGAGCAUAUCACGGUCACUAUGAACGUUGAGCACGGCCGGCGGGGUGAUCUGAGCGUGGAUUUGAUUAGCCCUAGCGGGGUUGUCAGCCAUCUCUCCGUCACCCGCAAGUACGAUGAUUCCCCCGACGGUUAUAAUGACUGGACCUUCAUGAGCGUGGCUCACUGGGGCGAAACCGGCAUCGGCACCUGGACAAUCAUCGUCAAAGACACCAACGUCAACGCCUUCAGCGGCAAGUUCAUCGACUGGCACCUCAAGCUCUGGGGCGAGUCACGCGACGCAUCCAAGGCCAAACUCCUCCCGAUGCCCACUGAGCACGACGACGACGACCACGCGCUCAUCGCCACCACCACCAUCCCCGCGACCUUCACCACCAUCGGCCCGAACCCGGCCCCCGCAACCGACUCGGAAACGCCAGUCAAGCCAACCGACCACCCGGACCGCCCUGUCAACGCCAAACCCACCCCCACCUCCUCCACCGCCACCGUCCCGCCGCCCACCGAAGAGGAGGAGAAUCUCCCCUCCGAAUCCUCCGCGCCCGGCAGCAGCAACAGCAACAACAGCACCUGGCUGCCGUCGUUCCUGCCCACCUUCGGCGUCUCGGCCGCCACCCAGGCCUGGAUCUACGGCUCGCUCGUGCUCAUCGUGCUCUUCUGCGCCGGCCUCGGCCUGUACCUGUACCUGGCCCGCCGCCGCCGCCUGCGCAACAACCCGCGCAACGACUACGAGUUCGAGCUGCUCGACGACAACGACGACGAGGAGGCCGCCGCCGGCGGGGAGAAGGGCGGCGCCGCCGCCGGUGGUGGUGCUGCUGCUGCUGCCGCGGGCCGGAGGGGCCGCAGCAGGCGGACUACCACCACCCGCGGCGGCGAGCUGUAUGAUGCCUUUGCCGGCGAGAGCGACGAGGACGAUGACGACGAUGAUGAUUUUGGCGGCGCGGAGCACUACCGCGAUCGCGUCGAUCGUGCCGCCGGGGCGGAGGGCGCCGCCGGCUCGCCUGCUCCGGUGAACGAGAAGGUGCCGCCCGGUAGGGAUAGCCUUGAGUCAGAGGAGGAGGAGGGCCAUCAUGUUAUUGGGGACGACGACGACGACGAGGACGAGGAUGAGUCCGGGGAUGAUGAGCAGCGGCAUGAGGCGCGGCCGUUGCAGGGUGGUGCGCACCGUUAGGCUGGGUGUUGUUGUCUUAAGUUCUGUUUGUCUGUCUGCCGGCCGGUCUGUCUGCCGCUGCCGGCCUGUCUGCCUGUUGUCUAGGGCUGGUUGAAUCGCGAAAGGGAUCUGGAUUGUGCGGCUUAGUACCUACGUAAGGUAGGUAGUCAGUUACCUAGUGUCUUUCCGUUUGUAUAGAUCCAUGUAUAGCUGUCUGAAUGGCGCGGUAGGACUGGAAUUUACUUU